Molecule: messenger RNA, 2306 nt
Organism: Micropterus dolomieu (smallmouth bass)
Lineage: Eukaryota; Metazoa; Chordata; Actinopteri; Centrarchiformes; Centrarchidae
Gene: trub1
Product: TruB pseudouridine (psi) synthase family member 1
Exons: 9
Coding region: 70-1038 (322 amino acids)
Biological process (GO): tRNA modification; mRNA pseudouridine synthesis
Cellular component (GO): mitochondrion
Molecular function (GO): pseudouridine synthase activity; RNA binding
Source: RefSeq, a predicted model, not a curated record
GCUUAUCUGCAGUCGGCAGCACAACAAGUAGAGGAAGAAUAAUAUUGGCCGAAGAAGAAUAAAACAAGCAUGGCAGGAAACAUAGGCAGCGCUGCAGCUCCGAUAACUAGUUCUCUAUCUAAACUACAGGCUUUAAAUGGACUGUUUGCAAUAUAUAAAAAACAAGGGCCGACAUCUGCAGACGUGUUAAAUGCACUCAAAGAAGCUUUACUCAAAGAAGCUGGAGUUCAAAACCCAAACCCGCGGAAGAGGAAGAAGCAGAGCCUGAAGAUGGGGCACGGAGGGACGCUGGACAGCGCUGCCAGUGGGGUGCUGGGACUAGGGCUGCAGAUUUGUUCUCCAUCACUUACAAUGAAAUCACUUUUGAAAGGGAUCUCUGUGCAGUCAAAUACGCAGCAGGCAGAGGCCACUACUGUUGUUGGCAUUGGGAAUGGCACAAAGAUGCUCAGUACAAUGUUGGCUGGUUCUAAGAAAUAUGUUGCUGUAGGUGAACUGGGGAAAGCAACGGAUACUCUUGAUGCCACUGGCAGUGUGAUUCUGGAGAAAGACUUUGAACACAUAACUAGGUUGGACAUUGAGGACAAGCUGAAAGCUUUCACUGGUGACAUCAUGCAAGUUCCUCCACUCUACUCUGCACUGAAAAAAGAUGGCCAGCGUCUGUCUGUCCUGCUGAAGAAAGGUCACAAGGUUGAGGCCAAACCAGCCAGACCAGUCACUGUGUACAACCUGACCCUGCAAGAGUUCAAGCCUCCUCACUUCACUCUGGAUAUUGAGUGUGGUGGUGGCUUUUAUGUCAGAAGCUUGGUGGAUGACCUGGGAAAAGCUCUGUCAUCAUGUGCUCACGUGAAGGAACUGAUCCGGACCAAGCAGGGUCAGUUCACCCUGGAGGAGCAUGCCUUACAUGAGGAGCAGUGGACACUGGAGCGUAUCCUGUUCUCUCUGCAGCCCUGCUCAGAGUCAGAGCAGGCUUUGGACUGUACAAAACCACCAGAAGCUGACACCUUAGGGACACACUCUGAGGUCAAAAUGAAAACCUGAAGUUUCUGUCUGGUUCACAGUUAGGCUUGAGUCACCUGCUUGGCUUUUCCAAUGACGAGAACAUCCAGUCUAAACACACCAGGUUCUCCAGGGCGUGUUGUUGAGCAAGUGUGACUAAUUGAGACGUCACAAGCACUGAUGGUUUGGAAAUCAAUGGACCAGUGUAAUCACUCGGCGCUGGACUCUCUUCUAGUCCACAUUCUACUGCAUCGUCUCUGUCUCGAAUCAUUCUGCCCGGUUGAUGGAAAGGUUAUACAGUAUACAUACGUACUACAAUUUACUACUACAGGAAAAUGAGAAAUGAUACACUGUGUUAGUGAAGAUUGCUUGACAGUGCACACCUUUUGAGACAUUAAAGUCAAACAGACUUAUUAAACAUUUGAGAAAAACAUCACACUGCAGGAUUUUCUGAUUUAUGCUGAAAACAUUUAAAAUAUUAGUUUAUUUUUGUAUAAUUUCUUUAUUAAAGUAGUUUCUGUUUGCAGCCCAAUUGUGGGAAAUCUUUUUGAUAGGCAGAAACAGUGUAAAAAGGAGUACUGCAGUAACAUUUUGCCAGAUGUCUGGUCUAUUUUUGCAAGGCAAGUAACAUAUUAGCCAGUUUACCUGAAGAUUUAUUUGUGGAGCUGCCUUGCUGGUUAAUUUAAAAAAGACAUUUGACUGAGUGUUGAACUGUUUUUAUUUUUUUUGUUUAGUGUACUCCACAUCUGAUAGUGUUUCAUCAGCAGAAGUAUAUCCUGUAUGUCUAAUUUACAUUAUUAUGCACUUGCAGAGUGAAUAAAUAUAAACAAAAAAAGUAAAUACUUAGAUUUCUUGCCAAUGAUAUUUCUGACAUCAUGCACAACAGAGUGGCUGCUGGUCAUGACGAAUCUGUUUCUUUACUACACAUCGCUGUUAGCUUUUUCUGCCCAUUACAAUGCUGGCUGAGAGAGAAAACUUUAGGGCCUUCACAGUUAGCAACAAAAAGGUGUAAAGCAUGGUUACCACAGCAACUGUGUUUGCAACCGGGUGAAGGUAUCCCCAGGAAGAGAUUUUUUUUUUUUUUUUUAAAUGUAGACAUCUUUGUUCAUAUUUAUAGUUUUCUUUUUACUUUCUUUGUUUCUUCAUCUUUAAGCAAACUGUUUGAAAUGACAAAGCUACCUUCACUGCCUUAUGUCUGUAAUCAAGUACAGUUGAAAAUUAGCCUGCUGGCUAACACUGGCACAUUUACAGAAAUGUUGAUUAAUGUGCACUGUCCUUAAAUAAAUAAAUGAGAAAUGAGGAGAGGAAUA